This is a messenger RNA of Parasteatoda tepidariorum (common house spider), 546 nucleotides long. Lineage: Eukaryota; Metazoa; Arthropoda; Arachnida; Araneae; Theridiidae. The record is from RefSeq and is a predicted model, not a curated record.
GUGAUCACAUGUAACAGGAAUAUAUAUACUCUUCAAAUAACAGACACUACAGGCAGUCACCAAUCUCCAGAAAUGCAGAGAUUGAAUACUGGUAAAGGACAUGCUUUUAUUCUUGUCUAUGCCAUCACCAGCAAGCAGAGUCUUGAAGAGCUUGCGCCAAUUUACGCUCUUAUAAGUGAAGUAAAGGGUAACGUUGAAGGUAUUCCCAUGAUGCUCGUUGGCAACAAGAACGAUGAGGAAGAAAACCGUGAAGUGCAAUACCAAGAUGGCAUGGCCCAAGCUCACAAAUGGAAUUGCAAUUUCAUGGAAACGUCAGCCAAGAACAACACCAACGUCAAAGAGAUGUUUCAAGAACUUCUGAACAUGGAAAAGUCUAGAAACGUCAGUCUCCAAAGCGAGAGACGAACUUUAGCCCAGUUCAGGAAAGACAAUUUGAAGGGCAAAUGCCUCAUGAUGUGACGUCACAUCGAUCUUUCGAGAAUUCCAUUAUACACUACUUAUUAGUGUUUCCCGAAUAAACUAAUUCAGUUUCAUAGACAUUAUUUA